AUGCCUCCCGCGAUGCAGAGUCGAGUACCUUCGACAAGCCUGCUUAGGUUCCUGCGAUCGCAAACGGAGGCCUCAAUCUUCAGCCGGAACCAAGGCAUCGAAGCCUCCGCUUGUAUCUCUCGAUGCGGCGGCUCCCCUCGACCAGCUCAAAACCCCAGGUGCCUCGCAAAGCGAACCUCAAAGACGGGCACGAGAUCACUUUCGACAGCGACUACGAGCUGCAGACGACCCGAGAUCCACAUCACCACCGCCGCCCGGAUAUCCCGCAGGCACAGAGCUCUCGAACCACUAGCGACAGCAUCGUCGUCGCCCUCGACGACCACCGCCGCCGCCGCCUUCUUCAGCACAACUCGCGCGAGACAAGAUGCUUGCGGCGACGACCCCUCGGCGCCCCGUCGGCGGACCUGGAAGGAGAAGCUCUGGGGCAUCAGCAGCUGGGGCGGCGCCAAGGCGUUGAAGCCCAACGACCUCCCCUUCCACGACGAAGGGGGCGCGGGUUCCAUGUUCAACAACCGCCGCGUGCUGACCGCCAAAGCCGCGCUCGAGCCGAGGCUGCGGUGUACCGAGGUGGACGAGAACGGUGAGGUCAUCUUGGUGGAUGGCGAGUUCAAGAAGACGGAGCUCAUCGCAAAGUACGGCCUGCUACCCCGCGACUUGCGAAAGAUUGACUCGUCAAACCUCCCUCACAUCUUUGUCCGCCAGUCCGCCAUCCUCCUCAACCUCCUCCACCUCAAAGUCCUCAUCAAAAAGGACCGCGUCCUCCUCUUCGACGUCUACGGCUCAAAGACGUCGUACCCGCAGUCCGCCUUCAUGUACGAUUUACAGGGCAAGCUCAAACAAAAGAACACGCAGGGCGGCGGCAACGGCGUCGGCGGCCUCCCCUACGAGUUCCGCGCCCUCGAAGCCGUUCUCACUUCUGUGACGUCGGAGCUCGAGGCCGACUUCGAGUCCGUCCGGGACCCCGUCAUCCGCGUCCUCAGCGAGCUCGAGCACGAUAUCGACCGCCACAAGCUGCGCGUCCUCCUUAUCUUGUCUAAGCGCGUGAGCACCUUUGAGCAAAAGGCCAAGCUGGUCCGCGACGCUAUCGAGGAGCUGCUCGAGGCCGACGACGACUUGGCGGCCAUGUACCUCACCGAAAAGGCGCAUGAUCUGUACCGCGGGGUGGAUGACCAUACCGAGGUGGAGCUGCUGCUUGAGUCGUAUAAUAAGCUCUGCGACGAAAUCGUCCAGGAGGCUCAGAACUUAGUGUCUGGCAUCCGCAACACCGAGGAGAUCAUCCGCGCAAUUCUGGACGCCAACCGCAACGCCCUCAUGCUCCUAGAACUCCGCUUCAGCGUCGGCACCCUAGGCCUAGCAAUGGGCACCUUCCUCGCGGGCCUCUACGGCAUGAACCUCGAAAACUUCAUCGAGGACACAAACUGGGGCUUCGCCGGCAUCACAGUCACCUCGACAAUCUGCUCUCUCCUCGUCUGCUGGUACGGCCUCGUCAAGCUCCGCAAGGUCCAGCGCGUCAAAAUGAUGUUUGACGAGCGCGGACCCCUGACGCGGAAUACCCGCUCCUUGCUCUCUUCGUCGCCCUCGCCUUCGUCGUCCCAUGCCCAGCAGCAGGCUGUCGGCCAGCAGCAUUGGUUGGACGACGGGCCGGGGAGCCUUCUGGACGCGAGGAACCGCGAAAAGAUUCGGCGCGUGACGAAUCAAAAGGCCGCUGCGGCGGCGAAUGCCAAGAGCACGACCAAGAAGUGGUUCCAGUGA
Colletotrichum phormii is the source of this 1752-nucleotide messenger RNA. Its product is annotated as cora-like Mg2+ transporter. The coding region runs from base 1 to 1752 and encodes 583 amino acids. Gene Ontology annotation, molecular function: magnesium ion transmembrane transporter activity. Gene Ontology annotation, biological process: mitochondrial magnesium ion transmembrane transport. Lineage: Eukaryota; Fungi; Ascomycota; Sordariomycetes; Glomerellales; Glomerellaceae. The record is from RefSeq and is a predicted model, not a curated record. The transcript is spliced from 3 exons. Gene Ontology annotation, cellular component: mitochondrial inner membrane.